AUGGGCGAUCCCUCUACAUUGUUGUGUAUUCAGUGUAUCAUAAACCACGCUACUAUAACGGAUAUAAUUAUAUCAGUAGGAGACUUCAAUCUUCCUAACUUGAAAUGGCAGUUCGAUGAGGCUACAAACGGUUAUAUUCCACCUAACGUAACCUCCGUACAUGAACAAAUUCUUGUGGAAACAAUGUUCACUAUUAGUUUGCGUCAAAUUAACAGUUUCGUUAAUUGUAAUGGUAGAUUGCUGGACCUGGCAUUCGUCAAUUUACCAGAGCAUCUUGACCUGGUACUUCCUCCGUCUUCACUGCUACCGGUAGACAAUCAUCAUGUGCCGCUUAUUUUAUUAAUCGACAAGUGCUGUGACGCGUCUCCUCUACAAGACGUCCGAGACGAUGAGCGCAAUUUCAACUUUCGGACAUGUGAUUUCAGUAUACUGAACAACGUACUUGGUGAUGUCGACUGGGAAGUGCUACUGCAGGAUGGAUCAUUAGACGAGAUAGUGGCGACGUUCUACGACAAACUGCAGAGAACAAUUAACGAUCAUGUACCUAGAAGAAGACCAUCGUCUAGCUCAAGUUUCAACAAACCAUGGUGGACACCGGACUUGCGCAAUAUGCGCAACAACCUCAGAAAAUUCCGCAAACGGUUUUUUCUGUCACGAUCUGACGACGACAGAGGUAAUCUUCGUCAAUUGGAAGCAUCCUACAAAGUAUUACUCCAAUCAACCUACGAGAAUAAUAUGUCAAGGAUCCAAGCAAGUGUUAAGCAAGAUCCCUCACGUUUCUGGGAUUUCGUCAAGCAACGAAAUUCAAAUAACCGAAUCCCACAUAACGUCAGCUACGAUGGAGUGAAUGCUCACAACAACACAGAAGCAGCGGACCUCUUCGCUACGUUCUUUGAAAGUGUAUUCAGCAAAGGAUCCCCGGUACAACGCCAUGAUUGUUACGCUCAUCUGCCGUCUUAUGAUAUCGACCUUCCUGAUCAUUUUUCCACAUCCGAAGUUCUAAAGGCUCUUGAGGAUCUAGACGUUAAGAAAGGUUCUGGUUCGGAUGGCAUUCCGCCAUUGCUCUAG
Toxorhynchites rutilus septentrionalis is the source of this 1068-nucleotide messenger RNA. RefSeq lists its product as uncharacterized. NCBI's taxonomy places the organism in Eukaryota, Metazoa, Arthropoda, Insecta, Diptera, Culicidae. The coding region runs from base 1 to 1068 and encodes 355 amino acids. The transcript has a single exon. The record is from RefSeq and is a predicted model, not a curated record.